Molecule: messenger RNA, 6379 nt
Organism: Mya arenaria
Lineage: Eukaryota; Metazoa; Mollusca; Bivalvia; Myida; Myidae
Product: thioredoxin domain-containing protein 11-like
Exons: 13
Coding region: 34-2592 (852 amino acids)
Source: RefSeq, a predicted model, not a curated record
UUGACUUCCGGUUACUGACGUGUUGUCAGUCAAAUGGAGAGAAGCUCUAACAGCAAUCGAACGUCACCUGUCGAGUCAAAGGGACGUGUUCUACGUUGUAUACGCAUUCUGCAAAUCUUGCUGAAAGUCAUGCUUGCCAUAUCAUUGACUGUGCUUAUUCUUGUGUACUUUGAAACCGGAGAAAGUUUCCAUGAGAAGCAAAUAACAAAACCAGCUGAUCUUCCAAAGAAAUUCUUCCCGACCCACAGUUACGUAGUGGAUUUCCCGUUUGGUAAUCUCCAGCCAAUAAUAAAGUUGCUUGAAGAUGAAGAGAUGAUCUUUGUGAUGUAUUAUGCCACUUGGUGUGCAGAGUCUAUCCGAGUUAGGAAUGAGUACAUACAAGCAGCUAGAGUACUGUCUAGCACAGUGAAGUUUGUAGCUGUGAACUGUUUCUACACAAGUGGAGAAUGUCGACAGAGGAUGAAGUUCUUGUCCUUUCCAGAAAUGUUUAUUUACCAUACAGGGGUGCUGGAUGGCUACAGAUUCACUGGCAUCAAAGAGGCUGAGUAUCUGGUGAAGUUUGUUGAGAACUUCCUGUUCCCAAUCAAGCCUCUUCUGACUGAGAGGGAAAUCAAUGAGUUCUCUGUUCAGAGUGAUAACACAGUCAUAGGUUACUUUGACUUCAACUCAUCUCCACAGCCCCCUGGUCCCGCCUUCCAUCAAUUUUACCUUGCUGCUCUCAGAGUCAUUUCAUAUGACUUCUACCAGCCAGUGAGGUUUGGUGUGGUCCGAAAGGCGCGACUGGCUCAAUUACUGGACCUCAACACUCCUGGCAGAUUUGUGCUGGGGCGUAUGGGGAACACCACGCUAAAAUAUCCUCUGUUUUACAACAUGACGGCCAGGAACAUCAGUAACUGGAUCAUGACAAACAAACAGAAUAGCAUUUCCCCUUGGCUGGUUCCUCCACUCACCAAGAGUCUAACACUGUCAGUACCCAUGCAGCAGGGAGCCGCAGUGUUAUUGUUUGGCCCAACCAACCCAUUACUCAACUUUAACCCUUACUAUGAUAUGGUGAGACUGGCCAGUAUAGCCUACAGAGCCUGUGAUAAUCGUACAGGCUUUUACCAGCGUGUUCUCACGGCCUACCUUCACAAUACGUUCACCCAGAUGCAUAAGGCAAACACGUUACAUAAAAAGUGCCUAGAAAAGAAAUCCCACGAGCUUUCCGCUUACCCUUCUUCCUGUUGUAUGUGCCUUUCCGACAAUAACAGAUAUCUCGAAAAGAAAUCCAUUUGUGAAUAUUGUGUUCAGAGAAGAAGUGCAAACAGUGAAACUAUAUGUAACCUUGACCUCCAGUCAAAUGCGAAACCAGAAUUUUCAACACAUUUGGUGAACUCUUGUUCAGACUUUUAUCAGUUUUAUAACAUAAAUGAACAUCAUUCCGUGUGUUGUAAAGAUAAAAUGUCUUCAGUUUCUAGCGAAAAAUAUAGAAAGUUCCAAGGGAAAUUUAGACAAAGUACGGACAAAUAUGUGAUAAAUGGUGAUAGAACUUUUAUGCAACAGUACCUCAGUAAAUUGACGUUACAGAAAACAAAAUCACUUUUAUCCUUAAAGGACCUCAUAGGAAGUUUAACAACAAACAGUGAUAUACGUAAUGCGAAUAUGACUGGUUUACAAUGUAGGACAAAUAAGACUGUAAAUUUCUAUUAUGUAGAUAGUGUUUACCAAUCUGUUUUUAUGGAGAAGUUUCGAGUACCGUCGGUGCAAUCUAAAGCAUCUGUGAUACUUGUUGACUUAAAAGAUGAAGCUGUGUAUACUCUCGGGGCAAAAGUCAACUUCCAGAACUUAGCCCGGUUUGUGAUGAACUACACAGAAGGCCAUUUGUCUCGUUUCCGUCGUUCCUCUGAUGAGACAACGCCCAGUGAGUGUGUGACAGACGGGCGGAGCGUCUGUGUGCUUGAAAUAAAUGCGGAGACAUUUCCAAAUGUUGUUAUGGAUCCUACUAAGGAUGUAGUUGUGCUGUAUUACACCCACUGGUGCGGCUUCUGUCGACAAGUGUCUCAAGCAUUCCUCUCAGCUGCCUCAUACUUCAUGCAUAAUACAAACAUACUGUUCGCCAGAGUGAAUGCGGACAAUAAUGACCUUCCUUGGGAGUUUACAGUGGACAGAUUCCCUACUAUUAUCUUUUUCCCAGCCCGAAGGAAAGCAGACAGCGUAGUCUUCCCGGACAACAAGUUAAAAACAGUCCCAAAUCUUGUCAAGUUUAUUCUUAACUAUGCCAACUUUUCCCUGCAAGUUGACACUGCAGUAAGUGCAUGUACCGAACACUGUGUGGCUCGAAACCGUGAAAAAAUCCUCACAAGAAUGGAAAAACUUAGGCUGGUGAUUGGCCAAUUGACUCGGCGCGGCAACGCUGUGUCAUCAUUGACUCCAGAGAGUGAAAUUCAAAGAAAACAUCUAGAAUCAGCAAGAUCUGCAAUAAUUCGAGCUCGUAAUGUGAAACAAUUUAAACUACGCAAGGCUCAAAUUUUAAAUUCAUAUUUGCAAAACAAUUGGAAGCAUUUAGAUAAAAAAAUGAUUCAUAGUUAUAUAGAAUCAAAUCUUGCAUUGUAACUAUGAUUUGUUAGUGAUUUAUUUAGUAAUGUUUUAUUAAAAAGACUUGCUCAAUAUUUGUGCAUGUAUUGUGACGGGAUUUGAGUGCUAGCAAUAAGGUGCUUUUCAGUUAUUAAAAAGCAUUGUUGUAAAGUAUACAAGUCUGAGGCAUUAUUUUGCUGCAUUGCAAAACAUAAGUCGAAUAGAGCAUCUUUUAAUUCCUGUGAUAACCUUUUAUUAAAUAUAUUUAAUGCAGCUGUUAUCAAUUUAUCUUGAAAAUAAUGGAUAUUAAUUUUAUCCAAACCUGCAAUUGUUUGAAUGUAUUGAAUGUCUUAAAAGAGGUGUAAAUUGAAAUCCAAGAUUGUUAUUUACUAUUUCAAGUAUGGUGUAUUGUGGUUAUUCCUAGGAUUGUUUUUCAUUGAAAUUUCAAACAAACUACUUCACACAAACUUUCACCCAUUAAUCAACACAGUUGACUUGAUUUUUAAAGUGAAAAACUUGUAUGAUCAAUGUGAUUUAUCUUUGUCGAACCUGGAGAAUGAGAAUGAUGAAAAAUGUAUUCAUCAAAAUUCAACAGCUGAAUGGGUUUAAUUUGCAAGAUUUUUGUGCCUUUUAAAUAUGAUUAAUGUAGAUCACCAUUGCUGUACAUGUGUUUGUUUUGUUUGGUUUUGUUUCUCCAUAAAACCUUUGCAAUUAAACCAGUUUACAUUGCAUUUAUUAUAUUUCGAUAAAAUUAAGUCUGGCUUUGUAAAAAAAACCAGAAGGUUUCACAACAUUCCCUUCUACACAUUUGUGUUCAGAGUGUAUGGAAAGGACAAUUCAAAGAUGUCAUUUGAAGCAAUGGUGAUGAUGAAGGGUUAUGCUAUUUCUUAUCCAUAAUGUGACUGUUAACCAUAAUCCAGCUGUUGUCCAUGACCUUAGGGUCUGUUGGCACCCACUGGUGGCCGUUAAGUCUGCAUUGGGGUUUGAACCCACAACCUCUUGGGUGAGAAGUGGACACUUUAACCACCAGACAAUGGUCACUAUUUCUAAGCAUUUAAGAAAGUUUACCGUCAUCAAGUUAGUGGUGAUUACCUUAGACCAUGUUGGAGCCCAAUGAUUCAACCCCCACCACAGACUUAAAGGCCAUCAGUGCACUCCAACUCGAACCAACAACCUCUUUGGUGAAAAAUGUACACUUGAACCACUAUACAAUUAAUUGUCACUCAGUCUAAGCAUUUAAGAAAGUUAACCGUCAUCAAGUUAGUGUUCUCUAUUACUCACACCUUAAGCAUUUAAACAAUUUGUGUCUAGUUCAUAUUGAACUUUUUGGGUGUGAGUAAAGGCAUUUGUUUAAUAAAUAACUAUUGAAAGUGAACAUUCCUUUUGAAGAGCAUAUUUUUCAUUUAUUGACACUAGUUGGCAGUGUUGUAUUAUGUUAUUUCCUUUUUUUCUGGUAUUUACAGUCCAUGCGCUUCGUUUAAAAAUUGUUAUGUUUUAGAAAUAACAUACUUAGCAAAGUUUCUUUAUAGAACUAGAUUAAAAACAUUUUUUUUAUAUAAUGUUGUAAUAACUUGUUUCACAAUUGUUGUUAAACAAAUAAAUUUUAGCUAAAUUAUAAGCAUUUCAUAUUUAAUCUUCCCUCAUUUAAUGAAAUAAAGGCAUUUGUAAGAAUACAUAUGGGAUAGUGUAUGGCCUGUCUUGGUUUUGUUUAUGGUUAUGUUUAAGUUAUGGACAAAUGAUUGUUAGCAUGUACUUACGCAGUCACUUAACCAUCAACUGUGUGUGAGUACAUAUUAAAAAGUUUUUUAGUGGUCUACAUGAUAUUUUGUAAACUACCCACCAAUUUGGCCAGUCCCUCUUUUAUAUCUAAAUAAAUGUUUUGGAAAACUUCAGAAAUUAUGAGAGAAAAUAUUAUGUUUACCAUCAUUGAAGACCAAGACGUUUAAAAAAUUAAACAUGUUUAGUAAAUGCGGUAUACAACAUGUAUAUUUUAUGUACCAGUCAAGAAAUAAAUUCAUUCUAGUCUUAACAUAUUUUGUUUUUUGCUAUGCAAGUUUUUGAAUUACCGGUAUUUAUAUUGUUGAAAUUGUUAUUUAUCAUGGUUUUUCUCUGCUGUAUGUAUGCUACUAUUAAAUUAUAAUUAUAUACUGAUAUACUUAUAUACUGAUAUACUGAUAGGUAAAAGUUGGUGUAUUUCUAAUGUUACUGUUAAAAUGUUGUCUUAAAUUUGAUUAUUUAGCUAGAUUAUUUAUAACCAUUAAUGAAGUGUUUAAUAAUUUUCAUCAAAAGUGUGGUUUACAUUUAAUUGUUUUAUAUACUAUGUUAAGCACAGAAAUUUGGAAAUCUUUAUUUGCACAAAAUUACCAUAGUUUAGUUAUGUAUAUAAGAAACAUCGCAAUUGUGUAUCUAAUACCUUAAAGCUGCACUCUCACAGAUAUACUAUUUUUACAACUUUUUUAUUUUUUGUCUUUGAAAGAGCAAAUUUUUGCGUAAAUAUCUGCAAACCAAUGAUAAAAGAUUGCUGACAAAAGAUCAGAUCCCAGAUUUGCAUAUUUCCGUUCGAAAAUUAAUGUUUUAUGGCUUAAACUGUUACUAACGGUUUAAGAAAAAUGCAUAAAGCAUAAUUUUUUUAACUUAUAUCUCCAUCUAAUUUUUUGUCAGCCGUCUUAUAUAACUGGUUUCCAUGGAUUUUUGCAAAAAUUAGCUCGUUCAAAGAAAAAAAAUAAAAAGUUGUCAAAACUUUCAAUCUGUGAGAAUGCAGCUUUAAGUUAAGGUGCAUUGUAAUUAUUAAUUCUUGUGAUUUAAUCAUGUACAUGAGCUAUUUUAUCAACAACCGCAUCUUAAUCUUAAGUUGCUUUGAGAAAUAUUUUAAUUCAAUAUCAAAUAAAUUGAAUGAAAAGGUUAAAGCAUGAUAAUUUCAAUUUGCGAGUUGAAAUUUUAUUUCCGGCACACCCUUUGUAUUCAACUGAAUUUGAGCUUGCACUAUUUUGUCCUACGCUUGUUGAUAAAAUGCCCCAGACAUGUACGCAAGUAAUCUCAUCUUCUAGUCUUCCCUGAUCCCCAGUUUCACAAAUAUUCUCAAUUAUUUCCUCAUUUGCAUACACUAUUUUUUAUGUUAUUCACGGAAAGGAAAUUGUUUUCUUAUUCUGAUUUGUAUUUUGAUUUAUUUCUUUUUUAAAAUAGCACACAGAUUGUUUUGAUGAAAACAGAUUGUUAUCCAAAAACAUUGUGUGUACUAUGUCAAGGUCAUGGAAUAUGGAUAAACAUUUGAGGUCAACUUAUCAUUUUUCUGUAAUUUAUUUCUCAAGUACAUAUUUUGCCGUAAUUCAAAUUCGAAUAACUGACCAAAUAUUAAUAUCAACAUAAUCCAUAGGAGAAUAGAACUCUAAUAGAGUACAAACAUAUGCUAUUUUGUACCAUGCUAGACAGUACAGCAGUGAAAUGAGUUCGUGCUGGCCCCAAUUUCUCGAAACUUCUUAAGGUUAACAGGUUUAAGUAGCUCAUUUCAAUAAGCCAAAAUAUAUUCAUAGAUAUGAUUUUGAUAAAUGAAAAAUGAUUAAUUGUAAAUAUCAUAAAGAGUAUUACUAUUUAAAAUCUUGAAGAAGUAAAUAUAACACUGAUUAUAGAAAACAAAGAGCUUGGCUUAAUCCUGUUAUUAGAGACUUUACAAGUUUCGAGAAAUUUGGGCCUGAAGUAUUUUUGUGAAACUGGGACUCGGUUAUUAGUUAUGUUUUUCAUUUUGUUAACCCGUAUUUUAACAAUGUAUAUUAAUUUAUCAUAACAAAUUCAAACUAAAUAAAACUGUUACAAUUAUCAAUUAAAAUGA